This is a messenger RNA of Cuscuta epithymum, 2208 nucleotides long. NCBI's taxonomy places the organism in Eukaryota, Viridiplantae, Streptophyta, Magnoliopsida, Solanales, Convolvulaceae. The record is from the annotation of a GenBank genome assembly.
GGGGUUCCUACAUUUGUGCCUGCCUAAGGAAGACAUGCAACCUCCCCACUUUGACCAAAUAUCCUUGAUCCUGAACCCGGCCAAUACCAAGCACAUUGUUCAUUUGUUCUAAACAAUAACAAAUCUUUGUUUCCUUUUGUUGUUCAUUUCUAAUUUUAGAUAUUUAACAGAUUUGUUUGGUGGAUGAAUGAUCUGGUUUGUGAUGUUUUGAAAUUAAGAGAGAAAAGGGAAUGAUUAUCUCAGCUUCGGAAAGGUAAUGAACAUCUUUUACAGAAAGAACAAGGGAGAAGAGGAAGGAGAUAAUGUUGCAGAGAGCAGCGAGAAAUGCAUAUUCAUGGUGGUGUGCUAGCCAUAUCAGGACAAAACAAUCCAAAUGGCUGGAGCAGAACUUACAAGAUAUGGAGGAGAAGGUAGACUACAUACUGAGGAUACUAGACGAGGAUGGGGACUCCUUCGCGAGAAGGGCAGAAAUGUACUACAGAAGAAGGCCUGAGCUUCUCAACUUUGUGGAAGAUUUCUUCAGAAGCUACAGAGCUUUAGCAGAGAGAUAUGAUUACAUCUCAAAAGAGCUUCAGAGUGCUAAUAGAACCAUUGCCACUGUUUGCCCUGAAAGAGUCCAACUAGACAUGGAGGAUGAUGAUGAGAGCAGCGAAACCUUCCCUGAAAGGCCUCAAGGGGAAAGGAAUAUCAUCUCCCCAAAAGAUUUGCCUGCCGCUCCAAAGCUAAGCAUUCCCGAAAUUGUUUCAAUGGCCAACAAGAAAGCGAAACCGUCGAGGUUAAUGUCUACCAAGGGGCUUCUCAAGUUCAAUGACGAUGCUGAAUCAACACAUCCAACCUCAGGGCUGAGCAAAGACGAGGCGCUUAAUGAAAUCGAUAAGAUUCAGAAGCAUAUUUUGGCGCUACAAACCGAGAAAGAGUUUGUGAAGAGUUCAUAUGAAAACGGUGUUGUCAAGUAUUGGGAUAUUGAGAACCAAAUCACAGGGUUGCAGGCAAGAGUCACCUCCCUACAGGAUGAAUUUGGAAUUGGCGCUGUAAUUGAGGACGACGAGGCACGAACUCUAAUGGCAUCCACUGCACUGAAGUCCUGCCAAGAGACAUUGGAUCGCUUACAUGGACAACAGGAGCAGAUCAGCGAAGAGGCAAAGAUUGAGCACGAUAAGGUUGAAGAUGCACGGCUAAGAUUUCAGUCUCUCGUCAAAACAUUUGAGGGUUGCCAACAACCAGCCCCCAUGGGGAAAUUACCCGUCAAGCAGAAUAUGGAGGAGUCCAUCAAAUCAGAUAAUAAUAGUAAUAAUAAUAACAACAAUAAUAAUGAUAGCAGUAAUAAUAAUAAUCAGAAAAUUGAGAAUACUAAUACACAACAUGAAAAGAUUGAUAUAGAGUCCUUGCGUGUAAAGAUAAAAGAAGAGAUACAAUCUGGUGGUACAAGCGCCCACCUAACCAUAUCCGGUCUAGCAGAAAAGGUUGAUGAGCUUGUGGAUAAGAUCAUACAUUUAGAAAGUGCAGUGGUGGAUCAGAAUGCUCAGGUGAACAGAUUGAGAGAAGAAGCAAACGAUCUUCAUGCUAAUCUUCAAAGAACGGAAGAGGAGAAGGAGUCUUUGCUCAAAGAUUCAGAAACAAUGGGCAAUAAGAUCAGAGAACUGGAAGAAGAGCUUCAGAAAGUUCAGAACCUAAAUCAAAGCAUCACUGAGCAAAGCAAGUACAUAUAUACGCGAAUCACCGAAGCAAGUUGCAGAGUUGAUGACCUCUCAGGGAAAUUACUAAAUGUGUUGCCAGAUGAAGAGGUCAAAGAUGCUAUUUCAGUCAAACCUGUGAAUAGUGCUUCUUCCGGGGAACCCACAGAUGAUGCCACGGUUCUUGAUGGCAAUUCAUCAGGGUCUGGAGAUCAAGAGACAAAUGUUAAGUUUGAGAAGGAAGAAAGUAGUAUUAGUGUUCCGUACACUAAUCCAACUUCAAUAAAGGGAUUCCAAACACAAGACGGUUUAGCCACUGAUCAUAGCACUUCUGCCAUCUCUGGGAAUAAAUCACCGAAAGAGAAACAAAUGAAAGAUGGAAUUCAUCACGAUUUAAGUACAGUUGCGGGGCAAGACGAACAUGGUGCAGAUGAUGGUGAACCAAAUUGGAGAGCAUUGUUUGUAAAUGGUUUAGAUGAGAGAGACAAGCUUCUACUUGAGGAGUACAUUUCGGUCCUAAGAAAUUAUAAAGAAU